Molecule: messenger RNA, 1608 nt
Organism: Geosmithia morbida
Lineage: Eukaryota; Fungi; Ascomycota; Sordariomycetes; Hypocreales; Bionectriaceae
Product: Peroxidase
Exons: 2
Coding region: 1-1608 (535 amino acids)
Biological process (GO): cellular response to oxidative stress; response to reactive oxygen species; hydrogen peroxide catabolic process
Molecular function (GO): heme binding; peroxidase activity
Source: RefSeq, a predicted model, not a curated record
AUGAAGAUCUCAACUACGACCGGUCUUGUUGGCCUGGCUCCCUUGGCUGCUGCGUCGCAGCUUGUCUGGCCAUCGAAAUGGGACGAACUCGAGGAUCUCUAUACCAUGAUGAGCGGAUACGGCAAACGUGGCUUCGCCGACGCCCUUACAACGUGCGAAUUUGGAACCUUCAUCCCCGGACGUCAAAACUCGGCCGAGUGGAUCCGGACAGCUUUCCAUGACGCAGUGACGCACAAUGUCGAAGCUGGAACCGGAGGGUUGGACGCUUCUAUCUAUUUCGAACUCGACCGACCUGAGAACCCCGGUAGUGCUUUCAACAAUACGUUCGGCUUCUUUAGCGGCUUCCACAAUGCCCGCGCUACAGCCUCGGACCUCACAGCCCUGGGCCUAGUUGUCGCGACUGGCGCAUGCGAAGGACCCAAGGUUCCCUUCCGAGCCGGCCGCGUCGACGCCUACCAAGAGGGACCUCCAGGCGUGCCGGAGCCAUCAACAAACCUGAAAGACACGUUCGCGACAUUCACUAAGGCCGGCUUCACUAAGGAGGACAUGACCGCCAUGGUGGCAUGCGGACAUGCCAUCGGUGGCGUUCAUAGUGCCGAUUUCCCCGAUGUCACCGGGAUCAAGGCGGAUCCUAAUAACGAUACAACCGUGCAUUUUCAGGAGGACGUUAGUCGUUUCCACAACGGGGUCGUGACAGAGUUCCUGAGCGGAACAACCAAGAACCCCCUAGUCGUCGCAUCUAACGAUACCCUGAACUCUGAUAAGCGCAUCUUCGAUAACGAUCGCGCCACGAUGGAGAAGCUGUCUUCUACAGAAGAGUUUAACUCUAUGUGUGCCGACGUCUUCGCCCGCAUGAUCGACACUGUGCCCAGCAGCGUCAAGUUGACUGACGUGAUUGACCCUUACGAUGUCAAGCCGUACGUCGACGAGUUGUCUCUUGACAGUGAGGGUGAACUUCAUUUUACGGGGUCUAUUCGUUUCAGCCUUUCGGCGGCCAGCGGCCGAGACGCCAACGAUUUAUCCGUCGAGCUGGUCUACGCCGAUAGAAGCGGCGAGACCAACGCCACUAUACCAACGACGCACGCCAUGUGGCAGGGGGGUCUCGGUAGCGGCUACUUUGGCAAUUUUGUCUCCGUUGAGUUCGACACCACCAUUAACGCCGAGAAGGGCAUCAGCAACUUUUGGAUUAAGGAGACGACUCCGUCCACCAAUAUCACCAAGACUCAUGACAACCAGAACACUGGAGGCUACAAGGUCGACGAUACCGUCCUCUAUCAACUAUCAGAGUCUUGCUUCGAGGUCAACAAGGUCAGUACGGGUGCAGCACCCAUAGUGGUCACAGCCAUGGUUCGAGACGAACGCGCUUCGGACCCCCUAACAUUGGCGGUCACGAAGAAGCUGCCGAUCCAAGGAGUCAUCGUCCCUAAGCUUCAGGUCGAGACCACCAACUUCGAGCCUACAGGGAAGAAGCUGAAUGGAUGGACUGCCUUCCAAGCCAAUACUACGGUGGCUAGCCAAAACCUAAGGUUUGACAUUGCUCUAGGUGGCGAGAAGCCCGCGGGUGUUGAGUUCCAGAACUCGAAUCUCAUGCCUGAGCAGUGUUCAUAG